AUGUACAUAAAUGCCCAAGGCCUACUCACUAAAUUUGCUGAAUUAAGACUUCGACACGCGUCAGCAGCUUGGGACCUCAUCGCUGUCACUGAAACAUGGUUGCGCUGCGAGAUAAAGGAUGUUGCAAUCGCGCUAACGCGCAUGUCCGUUGUCCCGAAGGAUCGAGCCAGCAAAGGUGGCGGGGUAGCCCUCUACUUCCGUAACAACGUGCAAUGCGAACCCAUAAACGAUUCGGAAACCGACGUACCUGACGCCAUUUGGUGUAAUUUCCGGCUGAGCGGAAAUGAUCUUGGCCUAUUGGUUGUUGUUUACCGCCCACCAUCGUCUACUCCUGAGAUGGACUGCAAUUUGAUGGCUGCGUUGAGGCAAGUGAAAAACAGGAAGUACAGUCACAUUCUAGCCACCGGCGACUUCAACUUACAUGCUCUAGAAUCCCAGGCCACAUCAGGAGAGCAAUUCAAAACAGAAUUGCAAGGUCUGGUCUCAGGCUUCCCGCUUUAUGGUCACGUCACUACGCCCACUAGGUUCAGGGGAACUAACAGGCCAUCCAUAUUGGACCGAAUAUUCACCAAUGAAGAACUGAUGGUCGAGAGAGUGGUAACCGAUACUCCUUUGGACCGCAGUGAUCAUGCGACACUAGUGUUUCAUCACAUGUGCUACGCGGAUUAUCCUAAAGAGCAUGCCGAGGAAUAUCAUGUCGUAACUAUAACGACCUGUCCGACCUCAUUGAUGCAACAAGCUGGUCGUUCUUAG
Messenger RNA from Dicrocoelium dendriticum, 753 nucleotides. The record is from the annotation of a GenBank genome assembly. Lineage: Eukaryota; Metazoa; Platyhelminthes; Trematoda; Plagiorchiida; Dicrocoeliidae.